CGGGCGGCCGGAGCCGGGCAGGGGGCCGGCUCUGCCUCCCCCUCCCUCCAAUGGCGAGGCCGCCCCCGGCCCCCGGCCCCUCCUCGCCGUGACGUGCCGGCCCGGGGCAGAGGAGGCUCCCGAGCCCUUGGCUGUCCCUGCAGAAGCUGUAACAAAACGCAGACCCCCAGCGCCGGGCUAAUGGAGGCAACUUAGACAGGAGCAGGCGCGGCCCCUCGUCUCUCGGCGCUGCCUGCUCCCCCCGCACCGGGCGCGGCGCUCCCCGCCGAGCCGCAGCCCGAGCGCCGCCGGGCCCGCGGGACUCCCCGGCCGCUUGCUUCGCUGCCCCGAUGAUGUUACCGAGCCCCGUCACCUCCACCCCCUUCUCUGUCAAAGACAUCCUCAACCUGGAGCAGCAGCAGCAGGACCCGCACUAUGGGGCCCAGCUCCCGCACCACCUGGAGCACCACUUCCACCCCGCCGCCUGCCUGCUGGCGGCCGCCGACGGCGCCCGCUUCUCCGACGGCGAGGAGGAAGAGGAGGAGGACAAGCUGUCCUACCUGACAGCGCCCGGCGGCCAGGCGGACGCGCGGAUCUCCACCGACAGCUACGUGCACGCCGUGCUGCGCGGCUCCUGCGAGGCCCCCGGCCCGGGAGAGGAGCUGGACCCCGCGGCCCGCGACCCGAAGAGCUGCGCCCUGAAGAAGCCGCUGGACGCGGCGGAGAAGCCGGACGAGGCGGAGAGGCCGAAGCAGCGGAGCCGGAGGAAGCCGCGCGUCCUCUUCUCGCAGGCGCAGGUCUUCGAGCUGGAGCGGCGCUUCAAGCAGCAGCGUUACCUGUCGGCGCCCGAGCGGGAGCACCUGGCCAGCAGCCUCAAGCUCACCUCCACGCAGGUGAAGAUCUGGUUCCAGAACCGGCGCUACAAGUGCAAGCGGCAGCGGCAGGACAAGUCGCUGGAGCUGGGCGGCCCCGCGGCCCCGCCGCCGCCGCGCAGGGUGGCCGUGCCCGUGCUGGUCCGCGACGGCAAGCCGUGCCUCGGCGGCUCGCAGGGCUACAGCUCGGCGUACAACGGGCCCUACUCCUACAACGGCUUCCCCGCCUACGGCUACGGCAACGCCGCCUCCUACAACCCCGGCUACGGCUGCACCUACCCGGCGGGCACCGGCGGCGCCUCCGUGCAGGCCGCCUGCAGCCCGGCGGCGGCCGCCGGCCCCUUCGUGAACGUGGGCGGCCUGGGGGGCUUCGGCGGCGGCGGCCAGCCCCUGCACCAGGCGGCGGCGGGGCCGUCCUGCAGCCAGGGCGCACUGCAGGGCAUCCGGGCCUGGUAGCCCGCACGCACUCAGGGCCGGGAGCGGACAAGGCAGCACGGCCCGGCGGCCCCGCAGCGCCGUCGGGAGCCGCGCCGCAGCCCUGGACCGA
Messenger RNA from Cygnus olor (mute swan), 1398 nucleotides. RefSeq names its product NK2 homeobox 3 (gene NKX2-3). The transcript is spliced from 2 exons. Gene Ontology annotation, cellular component: nucleus. The record is from RefSeq and is a predicted model, not a curated record. Gene Ontology annotation, molecular function: RNA polymerase II cis-regulatory region sequence-specific DNA binding; DNA-binding transcription factor activity, RNA polymerase II-specific. NCBI's taxonomy places the organism in Eukaryota, Metazoa, Chordata, Aves, Anseriformes, Anatidae. Gene Ontology annotation, biological process: regulation of transcription by RNA polymerase II; cell differentiation. Bases 330 to 1307 code for a protein of 325 amino acids.